AUGUUUCUGGUGGUAAUGAGAAUGGCCCCACAGAACGCCGACUCGGAGUCUAUGCAAGUCCAGGAGCUACCCGUGGCCCUGCCAGACCUGCAGAAGCCAGGCAGCGCCGACGCCCGCGAGGAGACCAUCAGCGAGGGGUCCAUAGACCGGAUCCCCGUGCGCCUGUGGGUGAUGCACGGGGCCGUGAUGUUUGGCAGGGAGUUCUGUUACGCCAUGGAGACGGCGUUGGUCACACCGGUCCUCUUACAGAUUGGCCUUCCGGAGCAGUACUACAGCCUGACCUGGUUCCUGAGCCCCAUCCUCGGCCUCAUCUUCACGCCCAUCAUCGGCUCCGCCAGUGACCGCUGCACGCUGAGCUGGGGCCGACGGCGGCCCUUCAUCCUCGCCCUGUGCGUCGGCGUGCUCUUCGGCGUGGCCCUCUUCCUCAACGGCUCGGCCAUCGGUCUCUCCCUCGGCGAUGUCCCCAGCCAGCAGCCCAUCGGCAUUGUCCUCACCGUGCUGGGGGUGGUCGUCCUGGAUUUCAGUGCCGACGCGACCGAGGGCCCCAUCCGGGCCUACCUGCUGGACGUGGUGGACAGCGAGGAGCAGGACAUGGCCCUUAACAUCCACGCCUUCUCUGCCGGCCUCGGCGGGGCCAUCGGCUAUGUGCUGGGCGGGCUGGACUGGACCCAGACCUUCUUGGGCACCUGGUUCCGGACUCAGAACCAAGUGCUCUUCUUCUUCGCGGCCAUCAUCUUCGUGGUAUCAGUGGCCCUGCACCUGUUCAGCAUCGACGAGGAGCAGUACAGCCCCCAGCAAGAGCGGGCCGGGGAGGCGGCCGACACGCUGCCGCCUGCUGCCCGCGGGAGCGCGCUGGACGGUGGCGCGGGGCUGUUCCCCGAGGAGGUGCGGUCGGAGCACGAGCUCGCGCUGGACUACCUGGGCGCGGGCAUGGUGCGCAGCAAGAGCGACUCGGUGCUGCACGUGCCCGACGCCGCGCUUGACCUGGAGCCCGAGCUGCCCUUCCUGCCCGACAUCGAGCCCUCCAUCUUCCACGACGGCUCGUACCCCGGCACCCCCCGCAGCACCAGCCAGGAGCUCGCCCGUGCCAGGCCGCCCUGCCUGGCCUCACUGCUCAGGGAAACCGCGAAGGAGGACGACACGCUGCUCGAGAAUCACGCGCCCGAAGCCAAAGUCCCCAACGGCAGCGGCUCCCCGCCAAUGGACGGCCCCGUGGGCUACACCAGGGUGGACGUGAGGCCCGUCGCCGCCGCGUCUGGCUCCAUGCGGCGGCGCAGGCACAUGUUCCGCCGCCAGGCCUCCAGCACCUUCUCCUACUACGGCAAGAUCGGCUCCCACCGCUACCGCUACCGGCGGGCCAACGCCGUGGUUCUCAUCAAGCCGUCACGCAGCAUGAGUGACCUGUACGACCUGCAGAAGCGCCAGCGCUGCCGGCACCGCAACCAGAGCGGGGCCACGGCCUCCAGCGGGGACACGGAGAGCGAGGAGGGGGAGGGCGAGACCACCGUGCGGCUGCUGUGGCUGUCCAUGCUGAAGAUGCCCAAGGAGCUCACGCGCCUGUGCCUCUGCCACCUGCUCACCUGGUUCUCCGUCAUUGCCGAGGCCGUCUUCUACACCGACUUCAUGGGUCAGGUCAUCUUCGACGGGGACCCCAAGGCCCCCUCCAACUCAACCGCCUGGCAGGCCUACAACGCGGGCAUGAAGAUGGGCUGCUGGGGCCUGGUGAUCUACGCGGCCACCGGCGCGAUCUGCUCAGCGCUGCUACAGAAGUAUCUGGACAACUACGAUCUGAGCAUCAGGGUCAUCUACGUGCUGGGGACGCUGGGCUUCUCCAUCGGCACGGCCGUGAUGGCCCUAUUCGCCAACGUCUAUGUGGCCAUGGUCAUGAUCAGCACCAUGGGUAUCGUCUCCAUGAGCAUCUCCUACUGCCCCUAUGCCCUGCUCGGGCAGUACCACGACAUCAAGGAGUACGUCCAGCACAGCCCCGGGAACUCCAAGCGCGGCUUCGGCAUAGACUGUGCCAUCCUGUCCUGCCAGGUGUACAUCUCCCAGAUCCUGGUGGCGUCUGCCCUCGGGGGCGUGGUGGAUGCCGUCGGGACCGUGCGCGUCAUCCCCAUGGUGGCCUCCGUGGGCUCUUUCCUGGGCUUCCUGACAGCCACGUUCCUGGUGAUCUACCCGGAGGUGUCAGAAGAGGCCAAGGAGGAGCAGAAGGGCCUGUCUUCCCGGCCGCCGGGUGACAGCAGGGACGGCAGCCAGAAGCCCACCGUUCUGACCCUGUCCCGGAAGGAGGGCCUGCAGGGGCUGGUGGAGACAGAGUCGAUGGUCUGAGCCUCGCCCCUGUGCACACACAUUCCUGGGGGGGGGGGGUUGGGGAUGGCGGGCGGGUUGGUCACUGUGGCUUUGGUGACGGCACAAAGCAGAGUUCCUUCACAACACGGGUAGGGGUGCGGUAGCUCUAGGGUAGGCCUGGGCCUCUGGGCAGAAACACCACACUGAUUACUUUUUCCACGAUUAAAAAAAAUCAUUUGAAAAUUUUUUUUUUAAUUGAAAAGGAGCUUCUGAUUUCAACUGUUUAAUUUCGCAGGUAUAUUAUUCUGCAUGUUUUUAAAUCGUAAGGCAGAUUUACAAUAGACGCUAGCAAUCCAGAGAAAAAUAAGAUUUUCAUUUCCAAGGUCAUAAUUGAAAACCACAAGUCCUGCUGUGGCUCGGUGCCUGCGGUCUGCGGAUUAAAGACAGCAGCCAUGUGGCCAGUCACUGGGCCUCUCUGCACCCUCUGGGGGCCUGCAGGUGUCAGAUCUCACGUUCUGUUGGUGCUGCCAUUAUUGGAGAGUAUUUUUAUCAUUAUUUUAGAAAAAAAAAUGUUUUUUCUCUCAAAACUGGUUUUCUUAAGGAAACCACAUGUUUUCUUUUUCUCCUCAGAGAUUCUG
Messenger RNA from Lontra canadensis (Northern American river otter), 2927 nucleotides. RefSeq names its product solute carrier family 45 member 4 (gene SLC45A4). Gene Ontology annotation, cellular component: membrane. The record is from RefSeq and is a predicted model, not a curated record. NCBI's taxonomy places the organism in Eukaryota, Metazoa, Chordata, Mammalia, Carnivora, Mustelidae. Gene Ontology annotation, biological process: transmembrane transport. The transcript has 7 exons. Gene Ontology annotation, molecular function: sucrose:proton symporter activity. Bases 1 to 2328 code for a protein of 775 amino acids.